CGACGUUGACGAUCUAUUAUUCUUUAAAUUAUUGGACGGUGCCGCUGGAUCAACGGAGGAACGUUUGUUUGCCGAAAUUAUUCCAUCAGUCGGUCACAGAUUAAAAAUAAUAACUGCUGCUAGAGAGGUUAGUAGGUCAGGGUCAAACUUUGAGCAGAUUACCCUUAAUUUUAAUUGUAGUAUUUGUGCAUUUAAGUUUAGUUCGUUCAAAGAGUAUUGGCAGCAUAUUAAGGAAUUCCAUGAGAUUAGAAAAGGAAAAGUUAGAUUAAAUUGUCCGUUGUGUUCAAUGAUUUUUACUGAAUUAGACAAUCUUCAAAAACAUAUUCACAGAAAUGUUUGCUCAGUACAUAGAAAUGUUUCAGGAUAUUUUAAUAAUUCUGACACUCUAGAAAAUAAUACUAAACAUAAUGAUAAGUGCAGUAGUGAAGAAUUUUUUCCCCCAAAUGUCAUCUAUGAAAUUAAUUUAGAUUAUAAAUUAGCUUUUAUAAAAUCUUUGCAAAUGUCUGGUGGAAUUUCAUUACUUAAAUCAAAUGAAAUUUUAUCUAAUGCAAAUUCUUUAGUCAACAGCAUCAUUGAAGUUGCAAAAGAUUUUUCAAAAACUAGUUCUAAUUCAGCUCAAAUUUUAGUUAAUUUAAAUACGUUAAGGGACCCUUUUCCAAAUAGUUCUUCCUCACAAUAUGAAUUGGAGAAAAUUUUAAAACAAAAAUCUCUUUUAGUCGAACCAAAAGAAAUAAAAUUGGGUUCUCACUUUAAAUUUGAUAAAAAUAAAGGACUGAUGCAAGAAAAAGGAGACAACCUAUAUCUUUUUGAAUUAUCUAAAACAUUGCCAAUCAUUCUUAAAAAGUAUUCCAAAAUCGCCGAUAGUGUCAAUGUAGGAAUAAAUCCGGAAAUUUUGGAAAAUUUUAAGUCAGGUGAUCUGUUUAAAACUUUUAAAAAUAAUCCAUUAUGCUUACAAAUUUAUUAUGAUGAUGUGGAAAUUUGUAACCCGUUGGGAACAAAAGCAAAAAUCCACAAACUGGCCUUAUUUUAUUUUGUAAUUGCUAAUUUUCCACCUCAAUUAAAUGCAAAGCUUGAAAAUAUUUUUCCGCUUGUGGUAGUCAAAUCCAAAUUUGUCAAAGAAUAUGGAAUGAAUUUAAUUCUUGGACCAUUAGUUGAUGAAUUAAAUUCAUUGCAUGAAAGUUCACAAAAGAUAGCUGUCCUUGCAAAUAGCCAAUUUAGUCACGUUCAAGUACUCCAGUUUUGUGGCGAUAAUCUUGGUUUGCAUACUAUUUUAGGAUUUGUGGAAAGUUUUAACGCAAAUUUUCGCUGUCGUUUUUGCAAAAUGGAGAAGGAAAAUACAUACAUAUCUGUAGUAGCAUCAAUCCAUAAGAGGCGCAUUUUAUCCCUAUAUGAAAAUGAUUUAGGCUUGGAAAAUGUUAGUUUGACGGGGAUUAGGGAAAGUUCAAUUGUUAAUGACAUUAAGGGAUUUCAUGUCACUAAUAAUUUUGCUCCUGAUAUCAUGCAUGAUAUUUUAGAAGGAAUCUGCAUCACCGAACUGAAAUUAUUUUUGAAACAUGUCAUUAAUAAUGGUAGUUUAUCUAUAAGGCAGAUUAAUCACAGGCUCUCAUCUUCAUUUAAAAAGAAUAGUCAUGCAGUAUCAAAAUUGCCUGAAAUCGAUUCCAGUUUUGUUGACGGCGACAAAAAAUCCUGCUUUUCUGCUUCCGAAAUGAACCAUUUUUUCUUAAUAUUUCCUGCAGUAUUUGGUGAUAAGUUUAGUAGGAAUGAUAAGCACUGGGAUUUAAUUAUCAUGCUUCGCCGCUUUAUACGUAUUUUAAUGGCACCAAGAAUAAAUAGGGUUGGGGUUUCUUUGUUAAAUAAUUUAAUUGCUGAGCAUCACAGUGCAUUUCUCAAACUGUCUCAAUCUAAGUUAACCCCAAAGUUUCAUCACUUAUUGCAUUAUGCACAAGCUAUAAGACAAUUAGGGCCACUUAAGAAUUAUUGGUGUAUGCGGUUUGAAGCCAAACACCGUCUUGCAAAAACAAUUGGCAAGAAUUGCUAUAAUUUCAGAAAUAUUGCAAAAACUGUUUCAAGAAGAAUGGCACUGAAUUUGGCAUUUUCAAUUGGAUGCGAAUUAGUUGGAGAAAUAACUUAUGGAUCUGGUUCCAAAAUUGCAUUUAAAGAUCUGAGAAUAUCGUUUGAUUUUUCAAAACUUUCAUUAAAUGCAUGUGACGAAAUAUUUUGCAUGGACUCGGUCACAAUUUGUGGUACGAAAAUAAAACCUGAAAAUUAUUUUAUUUUAAAAAAUGAAUCAACAAGUGUACAGUUUGUUCAAAUUAGUCUGUGUUUUUUUCAUAAUGAGAGAACACAUUUAGUAGUCAGGCAGGUGAAGUACGAGGAAAAGUUUAGGAAUUCAUAUUUGUUCAAAAUAGUUAGCUUUGAAAAUCCUGUACUUAUUGACCCUGAAAAAAUUUAUUUAGAGAGUCCCUUAGUCGUUGUUAAUUGCUUGGACGAUCCUCAGGGCCACGGUCUUAUCUGCUGUCCAAUAGAAUUUGUCUAGGCAAACAAACUUCCGAAACUUGCCAGCGUGCACCAAAUGGUAACAUGAAUAUUAUGCUGGGGGAUGACAAUUCCGUAAAUUGCGGUCAGGAACCAGAUAAAGAGGAGCACGUAGAAAUUACUUUUGUCACGUUCAAUCCGCUUUUUGAUAUUAAACAAAUCAUUUUAAAUUCUGAUGAAGACAAAGGAACUGCAAAUGGAAUGAAUGUGCUUGAAGAAAUAUCGCGAUCCAGCCUCCUCACCUCCGACACAAAAACUCUCAUAAAGCGUCGUAUUGUUAACUUUCUGGUGAAGAACUAUUCAUAUCAUCCUUCAAAAGAAGUUAAAGAGAACUUGGCGAAAUGUGUUGCAAUGCAGCUAUUUCAAAAUCUUAAUUGUGAGCAGCAAAAAAACAUUGAGAAUAUGUUUUACCGAAAAUCUGAGGUGAAAGAAAAAACGAAGAAAAAAAAUUCGGCGUCAGGGCUCAUUGAAGACAGGUUGAAACAUUUGCGGAGAAAACGUAACGUCACUAAGCCUCGGAAACCUGAAUCGUGUCUGGAGAUUACUAAGCCAUCAGAAGAUGAAGAAGACAAGAAAUCGUGGUUGCGUUAUACUUCAUCUCCACUAAAUCAAGUUGCAGAAUACAUGGCGCAGACUUUUCGAUUGAGAUCAGAAGAGUUAAAGACAAAUGAUCUGUUGACUACCUUAAAUGAAUGGCCGCGACUAAUUGAUACUACUGGGAUGAUUGACCUAGAUUUUUCCAUUCGAUAUCCUGACAAAGGCGAUAUGAUGCUGCACAAAUGGACUUGUAUUUCAAAUCAAAUUUGGAAAUAUGCAGUAAAAACGAGGGCGAAUAUUCAUGGGGAAAUUGGGAUUUCCAAGAACGUAGAGGAAUGGUCGAAGGACGAAAUAAAUUCCGGAUCUUUACUAUUGCUUCCGUAUUUGUUUUCAAAAUCUGCUUAUACUCAAGAUGGCAAAAAGAGACGAAGAAUUACCGGAGCCCAUUCUCCUGAAUUCUUCGUACAGUUUUUUCAAAGAAAUGAAGAUCUUGAAGAAUUUCGUUUAGCAGAAUCCGUGAGAACGCAGCCAUUUGUUAUUUGUAUAGGAAACUUGAAGUUUCUUGACAUCCAACAAGCUUUCGUCAUGGUGGAACGGCGCCUCAUUGCUGCAGAGUCUUUCGUAAAAGCUGUGGAUCUCUGUUUCAAGAUCUUUUACGUCCUAGAACUUAAAUUUCCCGAAGAGUGUAAGAGUGUUUGGGAGUUUUUCGACUGCACAGUUUUCCAAACUAACAAAGUUAGGUCGUCAUCGUCUUCAGUCUUGUCGCUUUCGUCACAAAUCACCAUGGACGAAGGAUUAAAUGAAGAUUGAUUAUUUAAUUUUACUAAUUAAAAUAAGACGUACGGGUAUUAUGUACGGGUAUUAUUUUUAUUUAUUGUCAGUAUUGUUAAUACGCUUAAUAAGUACAGUAAUAUAAGUAAUAUAUUAUUAAUAUCACUGUCAUUAUAAAUUAUAAAUGUACUAGCUCUAGUAAACAACAUAAUAAAUAAUUAUAAAUUAAAGAGCAUUCAA
Folsomia candida is the source of this 4083-nucleotide messenger RNA. RefSeq lists its product as uncharacterized. Bases 2581 to 3882 code for a protein of 433 amino acids. The record is from RefSeq and is a predicted model, not a curated record. The transcript is spliced from 10 exons. NCBI's taxonomy places the organism in Eukaryota, Metazoa, Arthropoda, Collembola, Entomobryomorpha, Isotomidae.